Molecule: messenger RNA, 2664 nt
Organism: Bombina bombina (fire-bellied toad)
Lineage: Eukaryota; Metazoa; Chordata; Amphibia; Anura; Bombinatoridae
Gene: MMUT
Product: methylmalonyl-CoA mutase
Exons: 13
Coding region: 159-2435 (758 amino acids)
Cellular component (GO): mitochondrion
Molecular function (GO): metal ion binding; methylmalonyl-CoA mutase activity; cobalamin binding
Source: RefSeq, a predicted model, not a curated record
GGCCUGUCAAGGCGGUUUCUAUGAGGAGCAAUCAGGGGAAGCCUAUGUAUAACGCAAAGCAUGAUGGGACUUGUAGUUGUGCUAUUCCUGAUUGUUCACAGCUGCCAAGACACUGCUGAUAAGUUCUAACUGUUCAGACUUCUGGUCCUCUGAACACCAUGCUGAGGACGAGAGUGCAGCAUCUGCUGCUAAACUACACAUCCGGUCACCUGCAUCCCAACCCCGCAAAGCUGCCAGCCCUCCUGAGGCUCGCCUGCAGCCGCUGCCCCUCCGCACGCCCCCUGCACAAUCAGACACUGCACCCAGAGUGGGCAGCCCUUGCCAAGAAGCAGCUGAAAGGCAAAGACCCAGAGAUCUUGAGAUGGCACACUCCAGAGGGUAUAGUCAUAAAACCUCUUUAUACCAAAAGGGACACACAGGAUCUUCCAGAGGAGCUACCAGGGGUGAAACCUUUCAGCCGAGGGCCGUAUCCUACUAUGUACACUCACAGGCCGUGGACUAUCCGACAGUAUGCCGGCUUCAGCACAGUAGAGGAGAGCAACAAGUUUUAUAGAGAUAAUAUAAAAGCUGGUCAGCAGGGAUUAUCUGUUGCUUUUGACCUUGCUACCCAUCGUGGGUAUGACUCGGACAACCCUCGGGUUCAUGGAGAUGUUGGGAUGGCUGGAGUUGCCAUAGAUACAGUGGAGGACACUAAGAUGCUUUUUGAUGGGAUUCCUUUGGAGAAGAUGUCUGUGUCUAUGACCAUGAAUGGUGCUGUUAUCCCUAUCCUGGCUAUGUUUAUUGUCACUGGACAGGAGCAAGGUGUCCCCCAGGAAAAGCUGACUGGAACCAUACAAAAUGAUAUCUUAAAAGAGUUUAUGGUCAGAAAUACAUAUAUAUUUCCCCCAGAGCCAUCCAUGCGCAUCAUUGCUGAUAUAUUCCAGUACACUUCUCAGCACAUGCCAAAGUUUAAUUCCAUCUCCAUCAGUGGGUACCACAUGCAGGAAGCGGGAGCUGAUGCUGUGUUGGAACUGGCUUACACAAUAGCAGAUGGCUUAGAGUAUUGUAGAACUGGGCUGAAAGCUGGCCUCACUAUUGAUGAAUUUGCACCCAGACUGUCAUUCUUUUGGGGCAUUGGGAUGAAUUUUUACAUGGAAAUUGCCAAAAUGAGAGCUGGCCGUCGUCUGUGGGCAAACUUAAUAGAACAAAACUUUCAACCUAAGGAUCAGAAAUCUCUGCUACUGAGAGCUCACUGCCAAACGUCAGGAUGGUCUCUUACCGAGCAGGACCCGUACAAUAAUGUUAUUAGGACAGUAAUUGAAGGAAUGGCGGCUGUGUUUGGAGGUACUCAGUCGUUGCACACAAACUCUUUUGAUGAGGCCUUAGGGUUACCUACUGUGAAGAGUGCCCGCAUUGCACGGAACACCCAGAUUAUAAUCCAAGAGGAGUCUGGUAUUCCCAAGGUUGCGGAUCCAUGGGGUGGUUCCUACAUGAUGGAGUGUCUGACUGAAGAUGUCUAUCAAGCUGCUCUAAAGAUGAUUAAAGAAGUAGAGGAUAUGGGCGGCAUGGCCAGAGCUGUCGCUGAGGGCAUCCCCAAACUCCGUAUUGAGGAGUGUGCAGCAAGGAGACAAGCCAGGAUCGAUUCAGGAUCUGAAGUUAUUGUUGGUGUGAAUAAAUACCAGCUGGAAAAAGAAGAAACCGUAGAAGUUCUGUCUAUUGAUAACACUUCAGUACGCAACAAGCAAAUUGAAAAGCUUGAGAAGGUGAAAGCCUGUAGAGAUCGCUCAGUUGCAGAGCAGUGUUUAGCCGCCAUCACAGAAUGCGCAUCGACAGGAAAAGGCAACAUCCUGGCGCUUGCAGUGGAAGCUGCCCGUGCAAGGUGUACGGUUGGAGAAAUAACCCAAGCUAUGAAGAAAGUUUUUGGGGAACACAAAGCAAGUGACCGGAUGGUGAGUGGUGCCUAUCGUCAGGAGUUUGGUGAAAGCAAUGAAAUAGCUGUAACGAUCAACAGAGUACAGAAAUUCAUGGAACGUGAAGGCCGUCGGCCUCGUAUACUUGUUGCAAAAAUGGGACAGGAUGGUCAUGACCGCGGAGCUAAAGUUAUUGCCACUGGGUUUGCUGACCUCGGUUUUGAUGUUGAUAUUGGUCCUCUUUUUCAGACCCCACGUGAAGUUGCCCAGCAGGCAGUUGAUGCAGACGUUCACUGUGUAGGUGUAAGCACUUUGGCUGCCGGUCAUAAAACACUUGUUCCUGAACUAAUAAAAGAGUUGUGUGCUCUGGGACGAUCGGAUAUUCUUGUUAUAUGUGGAGGUGUCAUACCACCGCAGGAUUAUGAAUUUUUGUUUAAUGCCGGUGUAUCCAGUGUUUUUGGACCUGGAACUCGAAUUCCUAAAGCUGCAGUUCAAGUGGUUGAUGACAUUGAGAGGAGCCUCGACAAAAGACAGCAGGCGCUAUAAAGUCACACCAUAAAAAUAUCGCCAGUGAUCAGAUCAGUCUGCAUCGCCACUCAAAUGGAAAAUACUCACGUAUUCAGAACAACCCACAGACUUAUUGAACGAGAACUUUAUCAGAAUGUUUUAUAUUGCCCUGUGUUAAAUUUAAGCUGUGAUUGGACGCAAAUCUACAUUGAAUAAAUAUUAAGUUAAACUAUAAUUUUAAGAAUUAAAUACAGUUUUCUUAAUGAAA